CUAAUAAUUCUAGAUUUCAUUAAGUUCUGCUUCUCUCUCUCUCUCCGUCUCUCAACUAGCUCCAAUACUCCGAAAAACAAUUUAAUUAUUCGUCAUGCUUCCAUAUAUUUUAUAUUCCCACACGAAGUAUCAAUCAAGUAGUUGUAGUAGUAACAAGCUGAGCUGAGAAGAAAAAUAAAACUAUUGAAAAAAAAAACUUUUAAACAUUUAACAGAGAAGAAGUGGUCGCGGUUCGGUUCGGUACGGUUUUAGUGUCUCGUUGCUUCACUGUCGUUUAAUUUAUUUAUAUUUGUUCUCUUUUAUUCUGCCAAUAAUAUUCGAUGAUAUUCUUAAAAAAAAAUAAAAAUAAAUCCAAAACUUUUUUUCGUCUGGUGACAAUUGGAAGUGAAUAUUUGGAGUGACUAAUUAGUGACACUGAAGUUAAUUAUAAAACAGAAAAUUAUCAUUUUUAAUACCACUGUAUUUACACAGUUGUAUCAGGGCAAUUGGAAGCUUCAAUACACAAAACUAUAAUACUAAAUACAAGCUAUAAAUCUAUUAAACAUAUUCACAUCUAAUCUCACGGUAACGAAGGCAAUAUUUGUAACAACAAGCACUUCUAUAUUGCAAUAGUCCAUGAAUUACAAAAGGCAGUAAAUUAUUCACAUUAAUGACGGUUUAAUAAGUAAAUUAGAUACACGCAAAAAUAAGUUUGAAAAAAAUUUCAAGUCACAAAAAAAUGUGUACAUAAUGUCGUCCGUAUGAUGACCUCAACAGAGAACGUAAACAACAAGAUACAGCAAUGUCAAAGCAUUCAAUAAAGUCGAUAGACUCGACAAGUGUUGCUAGUGAAAGUCGUAGUGGAUCAAGUAGAAAUUCGGUAAUUGUUUAUCUCGACGAAAAUGGAAAUCAGUGCAAAGAACCUCGUGUACGUAAAGUCGUGGGCCAUCAUGCACGACACGUUACGGUUAUUAAUUAUUCACGACGUCACCGAGAAUCGCAUACACGAGUGCAACAUCAUGUCACUACAGUCAGUUUUCCACAACCGCGAAUGGAUCGUUCAUUGACAAACGCAUAUUCUUACUCACCAUAUUCGAUGAGCUAUCAAGGUAGUGAUGUACAAAGCUACCAAAGCGGUAGUACGCCAAGCUAUAUGCAAGCAGCUUACUCACCGCAAUUUCACAAUAUGCCAUCGCCAAAUUUUAUUGUGACAUCGCCUCACAAUUUCGCUCAUGCGACAAAAUCUAAUUCAAUUAGAUAUGGAUCGAAUAGUGAAUUGAAUAAGAGAACAUCAUCACGUAAUCAGAGUCAUGGCUAUGAGCUAUCGCAAGAUUUAAUGGAUAAGCAAAUUGAGUUGCUGGAAAGAAAGUAUGGGGGAAAGAUUAGAGCACAACGUGCUGCGCUGGUCAUUCAACGUGCAUAUCGUCGCUAUAUGCUGAACAAAAAAUUUGCAUCAAUUCGUGCAACAGCAAAUGUGAAAACAGAAAAACGUUCAUCGAUUGCAAGUAGUAGCAAUAAUAAUAACAAUAAUAAUAUGAUGAUGAAUCAACGACUCUCCCAAAGUCAAUCAAUGGAAAUGUACGGAGGAAUAAAUUAUCAUCAGCAGCAGCAGCAAGCAAACAAUGAUGUUUUAAUGAAUAUAACAAAAGAAUCGCUUCGUUCGGCGACACCGUCACAAUUUGAUCAUCAGCAGCAACGUUUAAUGAUGAAUUCGAGUCCAGCAACACCGACAAGGAAUGUAAUGAUGAUGAAAUCAUCUCCACAUCCAUAUGUGAAUUUAAUGCAUCAACAAUAUAAUACAUCACCACAUCAGCAUCUACAGUACCAAAACAAUAGUAAUAAUACAAGCGCAAUAUCAUUUGGAAGUCCAAUUAUGUUUGAUAGCAGUAGUCAGAAUCAGUCAUGGAAUUCAUUAAACAAUAUAGCUCCACCAACUCCUGUCGCACAGCAUUUUACAGCCGCACAAAUAUAUAUGAGACCAAAAGUUCCAAAACAGUCGACAAAUGCUACGCCGCAAUUAUCACCGCAAUUUACACAGCAGCAUCAACAAGUCAGUCCAUCGCCCAAGGUUACGCACAAAAAAGCUCCACCAGAAGUUCCGAAAAGAAUGCCAAGUACCGUGUCAACAAAUUCGUUGAAGAAACAAAACGGAUUAUCAAGAUCAGUAAACAAUGGAAGCCUUCAGUCAGUGCAGUCGUCAGGAAGCGAGAGUAGUGCAUCUCUCGAGAAAAUGCAUUAUGAGAAUCUACAAGACAUUGGAACAUCCCCUUUAUGGCGACAUAAAGACGAUGAAGAUGAUCAAAAUUACAAUCAAGCACAAAGGAAGAAUAUGGCAUCAGAGAAUUUUAAAUAUUCUGAAGUGAUAAGAAAGCGAAAAUAUCGCAUUGGACUUAACUUAUUUAAUAAGAAGCCAGAAAAAGGAAUUGAAUAUUUAGUCAAGAAUGGAUUCUUAGAUAAUACGUCGACUGGUGUAGCAAAAUUUUUGAUCUCACGUAAAGGAUUAUCACGUCAAAUGAUUGGCGAAUAUUUGGGAAUGAUUCAAAAUUCAUUCAAUAUGUCAGUCCUCGAAUCGUUUUGUGAUGAGCUCGAUUUGUCAGGAACAGCUGUCGAUGUUGCACUUAGGAAAUUUCAAAGUUAUUUUCGAAUGCCAGGCGAAGCACAAAAGAUUGAAAGACUUGUUCAGGUGUUUAGUCAGCGUUAUGGAAAAUGCAAUCAAGAAGUUAUUGGAAAGCUUCGAUCAGCUGAGACGAUCUUCAUACUGGCUUUCGCAAUUAUCAUGUUAAAUACCGACUUACAUACACAAGCACUGAAACCUGAGAAACGGAUGCGAUGUGAAGAUUUCAUAAAAAAUUUACGUGGCGUUGACGAUUGUGCAGACAUUGAUCGAGAUAUUCUUGUGGGAAUUUAUGAGCGUGUGAAGGCAAAUGAAUUCAAACCAGCUUCCGAUCAUGUAACACAAGUGAUGAAGGUACAAGCGACAAUCAUUGGCAAAAAACCCAAUUUGGCAUUACCACAUCGCCGUUUAGUGUGUUAUUGUCGAUUAUAUGAAGUACCAGAUUGGAAUCGUAAAGAACGACCAGGAGUUCAUCAACGUGAAGUAUUUCUAUUUAAUGACAUUUUAGUUAUUACGAAAAUAUUCAAGAAAAUCUCGAAGACUUCCGUAACUUAUUCAUUCCGACAAUCAUUUGCACUGCCUGGCAUGGUCGUGUCUCUGUUAAAAUCCUCAAACUAUCCACAUUGCAUACAACUUCUGAAUCGUGUCGAUAAUAAAGUUCUUGUAACAUUUAAUGCACGAAACGAACACGAUAAAUGCAAAUUCGCUCAAGAUCUCGAAGAGAGUAUUGCUGAAAUGGAUGAAAUGGAACAGAUACGAAUCGAGUGUGAAUUGGAGAAGCAGAAGAACACGAGAAACUCGAGAAACAUGAAAUCAUCCUCGAACGAACAUCGAGAUAGUGGAUAUGCUGAAAUAAAGCAUAAGCACAAAUCGAAAUCAUCGCCGAUGGCUAAACACGCACAAAAUAAUAAUAAACAAUUAAGUAAUUCUUUACUGGACAUCAAUGAACAAUUUACAGGUGAUACUAAUAAUAAUAGUAAUAAUAAGUAUGACAAAAACAGACGUGCAUCAGUUUGCUCAUUAGAUAGUGGCACAUCGCUUUCAUUCCUAUCAUCAAAUGGAACGAGACAUAGUGAUAAUAAUAACAAUAGUAAUACAAAACAAAUAAUCCUCAUGCCAAAUUCGCCACUGGCAGCGCGAUCGACCGAAGUUUAAGGAGACGAUAUACGUACACUAAUCAUUUUAUGUGUAUUUUAAAAAAAUAGUUGAAAAAAGUGUUAAUUGGACGACAAUUUUAUUAAUAAUUUAUUUUCCUUAAUAAAAUUUAAAAAAAUGAGGAUCAAGUUAGAGAAAAAGGUAAUAUUAAUUGAUUAAUUAAUUUCCUUAAGAUAUAAAAGAUUUAACGAAAACUAAAGAAAAUUUUCAAAGAUAAUUCAUUCAAUUCUAGUCGGUUGACAAAAUUUGUUUAGGAUGGUUAGUCAUAAAAUGUUGGAAGAUACAGUAUUGUUAGGAACUCGUGAAUAGGAAUUAACAUUGAAAGACAUUACAUACAUACUUAAUAGUCUUAGGUAAUAUUGUGGUGUUGGAGCAAUUUAGAUGGAAUCUUUGGGUAUCUAGGCAACAGCUUGUAUGGUUGGAGGGUGGCUCUGUUACUUGACAGGACAUUAGUUCCACUCAAUCGAAUGCUAAGCUGUCGAUAUAACACAGAAGAUUCUCACUCAAAGCUCACAACAUCACAAGCAAUUGAAAAUGAAGAUUUGAAUUUAAAGUUAAAAAAAAAUGAUAUUUAAUAAGAAGUUCCAUAAGUUUUCCAAAUAAAUAAGAAAAAAAAUUCAACACAAUCAAAGAAAAACCUUAGAUACAAGAGAUGAUAAAGCAAUCAAUCAAUUAUUUUCCUCUUUCCAUAUCUAAAACAAAAAAUAUAUCUAUGUGGCCUAUAAUUAUGUAGUUACAAAAAAAAUGUGUAUUUUAAAGUCGUUUCAUAUUAUUCUGACUGUUAAUUCUCUUUGCAUAUAUAUUUUUAAAAACUGAGAAGAAAAGAAGAAAUAAAAAUAAUAAAAAGUUUAAUAGUC
This is a messenger RNA of Chironomus riparius, 4605 nucleotides long. NCBI's taxonomy places the organism in Eukaryota, Metazoa, Arthropoda, Insecta, Diptera, Chironomidae. The record is from the annotation of a GenBank genome assembly.